AUGGCCAGCUUUGACAACUCAGCUAAGAUGGAAGUGUCCACCUCUUCUAAAAUCCUUCUCUCUGCUCCUGAUCAAGAGGCUUGUGACCCAAACAUGAUCAUUUCGGUACUUGAAAUUGGAUCACUUCCCGUUUUCUUUUGGGGUUCUGUCCUUUCCAAAAAUAAUAGUAGCCAUAAAGUCUCUGAACAGACUGUAGAGAAGUUUGAAAAUGUCUUUAAAGAAAUUGAAGGUAUUCUUAAAAAUAUGACAGGGUUUGAAGAGAAGACCACAGAAGUAGAAGAAUCUUUUGAGGAAACCAAUAGUCCCGAGGAUGUAUCAGAACCUAAAGAAAAAAUCAGAGGACAUAGCAAAUUAAGUAAAAUGCUAUUGAAAACUCUUCCUGUCAGUUUAGACCCAAAGAAAUAUCAGAAUGUGAAGGAACAGGAGAAAAUAUUGGAAAACCAGAAUUCCAAGAACAUGGCACAAGUUUUUGCAGGGGACUCAGUAAAUCAUUUGGAAGGAAAAAGAAUCCUGAACGAAAUGCAACUAAGUAAAGAAAACGAAAAAGACAGACUCCUUCAUGUUCAAGAAGAAAAUGCCAAGUUUUGGAAAAACAUGGAGCGGUUGCUACAGGAAGCAGAACACUGGAGUGAACAACAUACCGAGCUUAGUGAACUAAUAAAAUUGUAUCACAAAUCUCAGAAUGAUCUAAGAGAAACUUUUAAAAAUAAUGGAGUCCAAGCCCAGUGGAAUAACAAAGUAUGGGCUAAGCAUGAGCUGGAAGAACAAAUGAGGAAACUGAAACAUGACACUGAUUCAUUGAGUUUGGUUGCAGUGUUACUAGAGAAUGAGUGCCAAAUCUUACAGCAGAGGGUAAAGAUUCUUAAUGAACUCCACUAUCUGAAUGAGAGAACUCUGCAAGAGAAUCCAACACAGGUGAACUAUGAACAGGGCAGGGAAGAACAGAAGCCAUCAGAAGCAAAGAAAGUAGAAACUAAUCAGCAGAAAAUGCAAGAAACAGAGAAUACACUUCAGAACAGAGCUAAAUUCUGUAGAAGCCUGGAUUCUUGUCAUGAUAAAAAAGCUCAUAAUAACCGGUUAAAUAUUCGUCUUUCAGAAGCAGCUCUUGCAGGAAGAAGGAGGUCCAUUUCG
This is a messenger RNA of Choloepus didactylus (southern two-toed sloth), 1131 nucleotides long. RefSeq names its product spermatogenic leucine zipper 1 (gene SPZ1). The record is from RefSeq and is a predicted model, not a curated record. The transcript is spliced from 2 exons. Lineage: Eukaryota; Metazoa; Chordata; Mammalia; Pilosa; Megalonychidae. The annotation marks the transcript as partial. Gene Ontology annotation, molecular function: DNA-binding transcription factor activity. Gene Ontology annotation, cellular component: nucleus.